AUGACUGACACAAACGUCGAAGCCGCGAAGCGAGCUGCUGGCCAACAGGCCGUAGCUGACCACUUUGACGCCAACGCCUCCUAUGUCGGCAUUGGCAGUGGCACAACCAUCGUCUACGUCGUUGAAGCCAUCAAAGAGCGCUCUACCAACCCCGCGAUCCGCUUCGUCCCCACUGGCUACCAGUCCCGCCAAGUCAUCAUCAGCGCCGGUCUCACCCCACUGGGCUUCGACUCGCUUCCUGACGACGUCAUGCUCGACGUGGCCUUUGACGGCGCCGACGAAGUCGACACAGAGCUGAACUGCAUCAAAGGUGGCGGUGCCUGCCUGUUCCAGGAGAAGCUUGUCGCAGAGCGGGCGAAGAAGUUUGUUUGCGUUGCAGACUACAGGAAGAGGCAGGACAGGCUGCUGACCAACUGGCCCACAAUACCGAUCGAGGUUGCGCCGCUGAGUCAGAACAAGGUUGCGGCUGCGCUGAGGACGCUGGGAAGCACCAACCCUCAGCUCAGGACGACGCUGCUGGAAAAGAGUGGGCCGUUGAAGACAGACCAGGAUUUCUACAUCAUCGAUGCGGCGUUCCCUACGUUGUUGACACGGAAGGAUGUUCACGAGGGAAGAGGCAAGGGCGAUGGGAGUGACGGCACAUGGGAGGUGAACAACAUUGCGAAAGCGAUUAAGAGCUUGACUGGUGUGCUGGAAGUUGGCAUCUUCUCUGGAUUGAACGGCACAGACGCGCAGGCUUUAAGAGAAAAGGACGGUGCAAAGUCAGCAGUCAGCGGCGGGCAGGUUCCCGUUGCUGUGUACUUUGGCAUGCAGGACGGAAGUGUGGUUGUCAGGACACCAGAAGGUGAACACUAG
This is a messenger RNA of Ascochyta rabiei, 855 nucleotides long. Its product is annotated as Ribose-5-phosphate isomerase. Gene Ontology annotation, cellular component: intracellular membrane-bounded organelle. Gene Ontology annotation, molecular function: ribose-5-phosphate isomerase activity. The transcript has a single exon. The coding region runs from base 1 to 855 and encodes 284 amino acids. Gene Ontology annotation, biological process: D-ribose metabolic process; pentose-phosphate shunt, non-oxidative branch. Lineage: Eukaryota; Fungi; Ascomycota; Dothideomycetes; Pleosporales; Didymellaceae. The record is from RefSeq and is a predicted model, not a curated record.